GUUUGAACGGGAAGACAGUGUUGUGUCCCGUCACCUGAAGCAUCUAAAUCCCCUUUGAACGGAUUGCAUGAAGAAUUGUUGAACGAAAAGUUGUUGUGAAGCCGUUACGAGUAAACUAGUGAAAUUUUCAAAUUGGACAGUGGGGGGGCAUGAUUGUUGCCACAACAGCGACGACGACUCCCGAUGGCGAAUUGGACAGUGGCGCCGUCAAAUCCUUCUCGGAAAUAGAAACCCUUCAAAACCCAGCGCCCCCCACUGUUCCGGCAAACUCCAGCGAUUCUUCUCCGGCAAGGACAACUGACAGGUUCCUCCGUCGAUCCCAGCUGUUGCGUCAGCUUCCAGCGGUGGCGGUGACAGAUUUCUCCGGCGACUUCCAGUCCAUGGCGGUCAGAUUUGGGGAGUGAUUUCGACCUCCGGGCAGCAACGAGUUUGACGAGGUAGCAGUGUUAGGUUGACAGCGGUACUAACGGGCAGCGAGAUGAAAUCGACAAAGCAACCCCAUUUGAGUGAUGUUCCUUGAAUUAAGCUUAUCGCUGAGCGUGUAGUUUGUUCCCUCUCUCUACACGUAGGUAAUAACAAGCUGAUCCUGGA
Cuscuta campestris is the source of this 591-nucleotide messenger RNA. NCBI's taxonomy places the organism in Eukaryota, Viridiplantae, Streptophyta, Magnoliopsida, Solanales, Convolvulaceae. The record is from the annotation of a GenBank genome assembly.